AAAGUUGCAAUUAGAAAUAUAAUUAGCGAGUAUACUACUCAGAAAAGAAAAGAAAAAGAGGAAAUUACACCCUCCAAUUUACAUGAAUUUUUGAAUAAGCCAGAUUAUGAACCUUUUCAUACCCAAGUCUAUUUACGACCGGAGAUAGUCAAUAGCUUGGCCUAUAGUGGUUGUGGAGAUAUUCUAAAAAUUGAAGUGAUUUUCUAUGAAAAAAAGGAUGACAGACAAGAAAUCAUUGAGAAGUGA
This is a messenger RNA of Funneliformis caledonium, 246 nucleotides long. Lineage: Eukaryota; Fungi; Glomeromycota; Glomeromycetes; Glomerales; Glomeraceae. The record is from the annotation of a GenBank genome assembly.